Molecule: messenger RNA, 1573 nt
Organism: Aspergillus novofumigatus IBT 16806
Lineage: Eukaryota; Fungi; Ascomycota; Eurotiomycetes; Eurotiales; Aspergillaceae
Exons: 2
Coding region: 140-1267 (375 amino acids)
Source: RefSeq, a predicted model, not a curated record
AUAGUUCUUCAGACAUACUUGCCAACGAAGAUGAUUUGACAGAGGCGGCUACCUUUGUGGCUGCGCAGUCUUGUCUGGUCUCUCAUUGCAUCCCCUGGCUGAUUCGAAACAAUAUAUAUGGAUUCGCCCAUAUCAUGGCAUGACUAUCAAGAUAUUGUCUCGGCUUGAUUUCAUCACGACCAUCCAUACCAUGUCAAAUCACAUCAUACAACCGCAUGCGGUUCAUCAGGGAGGCGACUCCGAGCAGAUGAAACAGGAAUCGCCUUCAGUGCAGGCUCAGUCUAGGCUGGAAUGCCUCCCAGUGGAGCUCCUCCAGACGAUCUUCCUGCAUAGUCUCGAGUUCAAUCUUCCGAGAGCCUCGAUUUCCCUUGCUAGGGCUCUAUCAAAUCCGACCCUCUAUACCUGGCUCAUCCGCCUGGCCUUCAGUAGCUCCAACAAGAGCUCCAAGCAUGGCUUUUUCACCCCAGACUUUCUCCCUCCGCCACUAGACUUCUUCGCCCUAUCUACAGAAGAACGAAGUGACCUCCAAAGCGCAAUUCUCGCAUGCCGCUGGUGUACGCUGGAGCUCAUGCGCAAAUGCCAGAGAGAAUACAUCGAACACGCCGUCCGUCUCAAGUGUCGAGAACUAGUGUUCGCGCCUGAAGACCGCGACAGCAUAGCCAAGAUCGGGGAGCACUUCCACGACCUGAAACGAUACGACCAGGGCCACCGAGGCCGUCUAGGAAAAGGCGAUCUGGUUUGCAGGGCUCUAGAUCCAGAAACCGACGCGGAGUAUAGAGUCGCAGUGUGGUUCAACUUUGGCGCCUUUCAGAUCCGCAGGCCGAAUCCGAUUCAUACCGAGCUCGAUCUCUUUCGACUACCCUGUUGCGCGGGCGAAGCUCCAUCGCGUAUGCCAGACAAGUUGCUUUGUGGCCCAUGGACAGAGACGAAGAUCGAGUUCCUUAAAUUGCUGUGUUCGGAGGUAUACAUCGAUGACGAUGAGGAAUUUGAGCGUUCUGGGCGCCUGCUUCGCCAGGUAAUCCGGAGCCGCGAUUACGGUACUUUCAAGGUACUGGUAGAACUCUUCAUUCGGAUCCGGAUAUAUAGAUACCCUCUCCGCUGGCCUAUACAACGGUCUCAUUUCAAGGCAGCUUUGAAAUACGCGGACUCUUCAAACGAUCCGUUCCUCAACUUUCUGGUUAGGGAACGUUGGGAUGAUUUACCUUCGUCUGAUAUAAAGCUCAAGAAUGAGCUGAUAGCGAAAGGAGGACUAUGUUCUCCAGCAUGAGAAAUACAUAAGAUUCUAAAGAUGACCAACACUGCUGGGGUAUGAAGAAAGCAGACGACAAAAGCGCGAACGUGGACAGAUAACGUGACGAAACUGAAAAGACAAGCCCAUGAACACACAAGGUAUCAUAUCCAUCAUAACUCAUCAAGUCCGAAGGGCGCAGUGACUAGACCCUUGAUCGUCGAUGUCUCGAGGACCUCAUCCUUCCCCGGUUUCCGCAGUAGCCACAAGUGAGGCAUGAAAUAACGACAUCGCAGAGACUGACGACACCGUUGAUGAUGGCUUUAAGGACUGCACCGAUGGUAU